GGCGCAGGAAAUACGUCACGGGCACGUAGAUGCAGCCAUUUUGUGUCACGUAUUUGCUAUCGGAAAGAUAGACAACACUUAAAUCCGAAUCCUCUGAUACACUUACACUCGGGUCCUCAUAUUCUUUAAUAUCAGUCAGAGAGACAAACAGUUCAAGAUGUUCACCUAUUUAUGGGACAUGGUGUCAGGUGUAUUAAAUUAUUUAGGUUUAUAUAAAAAGUCUGGUAAACUGGUAUUCCUGGGUCUAGACAAUGCUGGCAAGACUACCCUGCUUCACAUGCUCAAAGAUGACAGAAUGGCACAGCAUGUUCCCACCCUGCAUCCAACAUCUGAAGAACUCUCCAUGGGCGGUAUGAAAUUCACGACCUUUGAUCUUGGUGGACAUAAACAAGCCAGAAGAGUUUGGAAGGACUACUUUCCUGCCGUUGAUGGAAUUGUGUUCCUUGUUGAUGCUUACGAUAGAGACCGAUUUGCAGAGGCCAAGUCAGAACUUCAUAGUUUGCUGUCCGAUGAGCAGGUGGCCCAUGCCCCAGUGUUAAUACUGGGAAACAAGAUAGACAAACCUGGAGCUGCCAGUGAGGACGAGAUAAGGGCAGUGUUUGAGCUGCAUGGACACACCACAGGAAGGGGCCAGGUAUCCAGAGCCGACCUUCCCUCCCGGCCAAUGGAAUUGUUUAUGUGUAGUGUGUUGAAGCGACAAGGGUAUGGUGAAGGCUUCCGGUGGAUGGCCCAGUACAUCAACUGAAACUUGUGAUUUCUAGGCAAUAUUCAUUAUGUGGCACGUUAGGGAUGGGUUCCAUCGCGCCCUGGACAAUGUCAGACUAAUGAUUCCUGAAUUUUAUAAGCCUAUUUUGAAAUUUGCAUCUGUACAUAUACAUUUUGAAUGGUGGAUUAUAUGAGUGUAUGCCAACAACAGUGGAGUGCCUGGAACGUUGCUUACUAUUGUAACAUUCAAAUACAGCCACAUGCUGCGUCCAAGAUUCAGAUUUGUCGACAUGUGCGACAACCUCCACGAUGCAGUGAAGUGCUGUAUGUCAGCAUUUGGAACUAGCAUGGACUUGAUGUAGUGCUAUUUGGGAGAAGCCAAUCUGAGACUCUGUAAACCACUGUUUAACCUGACUGUAUUGAAGGCUUAAGAGAUAGAAGAACGAAUCAAAUCUUGAAAUGGUUGUGUUAGCCAUCAGAUUCAUAAAGUGGAAUAACACAAGUUAGUUUUCUACCCUGUACCAUCUUUGACUAAUUAACAUGAUACAUCAAAGGAUUUUAACAUCUGUUUUAUUUGUGUACAUUGCUGUAUGUAUGGUAAAUUCUUAUUUGCUUCCUAAGACUAUUUAUUGUAGAUUCUUGUAAAUCCUCUCCGUUUCCUAACAUGUCUGUACUAUAGUCUGUUCAUCAUCAGGACCUGCUGUCCUCUCAAUAAAGAUAUAUUUCCAUGUUCGUGUGACUGUCGUGUCGAGCUCAGCCUUCAUAGACUUCACAAGCUGAUGGCAUUUUUGAGACUGUAUGAUACGAAAUUGUUUACAAGAUUAAAACUUGUUAGAACAGUA
Molecule: messenger RNA, 1547 nt
Organism: Haliotis rubra (blacklip abalone)
Lineage: Eukaryota; Metazoa; Mollusca; Gastropoda; Lepetellida; Haliotidae
Product: GTP-binding protein SAR1-like
Exons: 7
Coding region: 158-745 (195 amino acids)
Biological process (GO): endoplasmic reticulum to Golgi vesicle-mediated transport; membrane organization; vesicle organization
Cellular component (GO): COPII vesicle coat; endoplasmic reticulum exit site
Molecular function (GO): GTP binding; GTPase activity
Source: RefSeq, a predicted model, not a curated record